Molecule: messenger RNA, 552 nt
Organism: Thelazia callipaeda (thelaziosis nematode)
Lineage: Eukaryota; Metazoa; Nematoda; Chromadorea; Rhabditida; Thelaziidae
Source: the annotation of a GenBank genome assembly
AUGAAAUCCGGCACUUCUCGACUAUUUGAACUUCAACCCGAUCCUUACGACGAUUCGCAGAAACGUUUUUUUCGGGUCUGUUUAUUUAUGGACGUAAGAAAUUCAUCUAAACUGAAGGAGGAGCUUAAAGAUGGAUCGAUCCAUGCAGCAUUAAUCAAACCUGAAUUAAUUUUGGAAGUAUUCAUAUUAUUAGCAGCUGCGAAUAAGGCUGUUCACCAAGCAGCAUAUAACAAACUAUCAACGCGAACACUUCAUGCAGAAGUGAUUUACUCUUUGUCGCCUAAUCGCAAUAUAUCAGAAUCGUUAAUAACGUUUGGAAUUGGAGAAGAGAGUCGUAAUAUCUUGGUUGGUAUUUUUGAUGAUGAAAGCGGAGAAAAAAUGGUUGCACUGGCUAAAAAAAUUGAUGGACAACCAGCUUCACUGAGCAGAUUGUCUCAGUUGACCAAUUACGAGCUUAUUAAAAAGAUAUACCGAGUGAAAGAAUCAGAAUAUAAUGAUGAGUCAAUAAGUGAUGCGAUUAUUACUAGAAUCGCCACCAAAGAUUGUGUUUAA